AUGGUAAGUACAAAUGGUGUUUUUUCCAAAGCCGAUACAGAUAUGGAAGAAGGGAAAACUUUAUUAAUGAAAAAUUAUGAAAAAUUAUCCAUAGUAGCAACAAAUAUUGAAACAAUUGAUAAUCAAUUGACACAAAUAUAUGUUCAAAUGCUUCAAUGUCAUCAACAAAAUACAAAUCUUCAUCAAGAAUUGAAUAAUAUGGAGAUAAUAAAUUCCUUAGAAAAAUCAUAUCUUGAUACAAUAUUACUUAAUCAAAAUAUUUUAAUGCAAGAUAUCACAAUGCUAAAACAACAAGUAGAAAAUGAAAAUCAAAUAAUAAAAGAUGGACCUAAUGGAACAAUAGUUUGGAAAAUAAUUAAUGUUCGUGAAAAGACAUAUGAUGCUCAAUCAGAACGACGAACAAGUAUUUAUUCACCUGCUUUCUAUACAUCAAAUACUGGAUAUAAAUUAUGUGUUCGACUUUAUCUUAAUGGUGAUGGUUCAGCACGAGGUUCUCAUAUAUCAAUUUUUCUUUUAAUACUUCGAGGUUCAUAUGAUAGCUUAUUGAAAUGGCCAUUUUCUUAUCGUGUAUCAUUUUGUCUUUUUGAUCAACGAACAAUAAUUGAAACAAAUGGAAAUAUACAACCUAAACAUAUUAUUGAUAGUUUUCGACCUGAUAUAACUAGUAUAAGUUUUCAACGACCAUGUUCAGAAAUGAAUAUUGCUUCAGGAAUUCCAAAAUUUUUUUCUUUAAUUGAAUUUAAUAAAACUGAAAAUGAAAAUUUAUAUAUUAUAAAUGAUACUAUGUUUAUAAAAGUCUUAAUUGAUUUUAUAGGAAUAUCUCGAUCAAUACUACCUUUUAUUUUCAAUUUAAAUAUUGCACUACCUACACAUAUACAAGAAAAACUUAUUUCGAAAGAAAUCAAACGACGUGAAGAACAAAAUAUUCAUUGA
Rotaria sp. Silwood1 is the source of this 933-nucleotide messenger RNA. The record is from the annotation of a GenBank genome assembly. NCBI's taxonomy places the organism in Eukaryota, Metazoa, Rotifera, Eurotatoria, Philodinida, Philodinidae.